Molecule: messenger RNA, 3087 nt
Organism: Peromyscus eremicus (cactus mouse)
Lineage: Eukaryota; Metazoa; Chordata; Mammalia; Rodentia; Cricetidae
Product: protocadherin gamma-A5-like
Exons: 1
Coding region: 276-2720 (814 amino acids)
Biological process (GO): homophilic cell-cell adhesion
Cellular component (GO): plasma membrane
Molecular function (GO): calcium ion binding
Source: RefSeq, a predicted model, not a curated record
AAAAACCUUGGAAAUGAAAAUCAUAACUGAACCAAGGAGGACUAAAAAUGGAAAUGGUGUAGUAACUGGUUAGGACUCUGAGCGUCGCUGUUCACCAGACUGGGAAAGAAGCCGUCAUAGACGCGACCAGUUCCCAGCUUCCUCCGCACUAAACAGAGACCAGACAAGCUACUGGGGAAAGCAACCCAUCUCAACUCCUGCUCUCGUCAGCUUUAGAAAAACAAGGAGCCAGCAGGUAAACCAGGACUAAAAGGAAAGGGAAGGAAGAAAAGACAAUGGCGGAUCCACCAAGGCGCUGGAGCUGCAGCGACCUGCUGAAGUUCUUCAUGCUGCUAGGGACGCUGUGCGUGCCAGGAAAGGGGCAGAUCCGCUACUCGGUACGGGAGGAGCUGGACAAAGGCUCCUUCGUGGGCAACAUCUCCAAGGACCUGGGGCUGGAGCCCCGCGAGCUGGCGGAGCGCGGGGUCCGCAUCGUCUCCAGAGGUAGGUCGCAGCUUUUCUCGCUGAGCCCGCGAGGUGGCAGCUUGGUCACUGCAGGAAGGAUAGACCGGGAGGAGCUGUGCGCCCAGAGCGCGCCCUGUCUCGUCAGCUUUAACGUCUUGGUUGAGAAUAAGAUGAAAAUUUAUGGAGUAGAAGUGGAAAUCCUUGAUAUUAAUGAUAACUUCCCCCGGUUCCGCGAUGAGGAGUUAAAAGUAAAAGUUAAUGAAAACGCGGCUGCAGGAACACGGUUGGUGCUCCCCUUCGCGAGAGAUGGGGAUGUGGGUGUGAAUUCUCUCCAGGGUUACCAGCUCAGCUCCAACCCGCACUUCUCUCUGGAUGUGAAGAGCGGAUCUGAUGGGCAAAAGCAUCCAGAGCUGGUGUUGGAACAGCCCCUGGACCGUGAGAAAGAGUCUGCUCACGACCUGGUCCUCACAGCGUUGGACGGCGGAAACCCAGUACAUUCUAGCACUGUCCACAUCAGCGUGACCGUCCUCGACGCAAACGAUAACGCACCCCUGUUCACUCAAAGCGAAUAUAGAGUGAGUGUUCCAGAGAACACACCUGUGGGUGCUCGACUCCUCACACUCACCGCCACGGAUGCCGACGAGGGAAUCAACGCGAAACUGACCUUCUCUUUUCGCAACGAAGAAGACAAAAUUUCCGAGACUUUCCAACUUGAUUCUAAUCUGGGGGAAAUAUCAACUAUUCAAUCUCUGGACUAUGAAGAAUCCAGAUUCUAUCUCAUGGAGGUGGUAGCCCAAGACGGAGGCGCUCUUCUUGCCAGCGCUAAGGUGUUGGUCACAGUCCAGGACGUGAAUGACAAUGCCCCAGAAGUGAUACUCACCUCCCUCACCAGUUCCGUUUCUGAAGACUGUCUACCCGGAACCAUAAUUGCACUCUUUAGCGUACACGACGCUGAUUCUGGGGAGAAUGGAGAGAUUUCGUGUUCUAUUCCCAAGAACUUGCCCUUCAAACUGGAAAAGUCAGUUGAUAAUUACUAUCACCUAUUAACAACAAGAGCUCUGGAUAGAGAAGAGACUUCGGAUUAUAACAUCACGGUAACCGUCAUUGACCAUGGAACGCCUCCCCUGUCUACAGAAAACCACAUCUCUCUGAGAGUGGCAGACAUAAAUGACAACCCACCCACCUUCUCUCGUUCCUCCUAUUCCACUUCCAUCUCAGAAAAUAACCCCAGAGGUGUCUCCAUUUUUUCAGUGACUGCCUAUGAUGCUGACAGUGGUGAUAACGCCCGGGUCACUUACUCCCUAGCUGAAUAUACAUUUCAGGAAGCUCCCGUGUCCUCCUACGUCUCCAUUAACUCUGACACUGGUGUCCUGUAUGCCUUGCAGUCCUUUGACUAUGAGCACCUGAGAGACCUGCAGCUACUGGUGACAGCUAAGGACAGUGGGAACCCUCCACUCAGCAGCAAUGUGUCCCUGAGCUUGUUUGUGCUGGACCAGAAUGACAAUGUUCCUGAGAUCCUAUACCCAGCUAUUCCUACUGAUGGUUCCACUGGUGUGGAACUGGCUCCCCGCUCUGCAGAGCCUGGAUACUUGGUAACCAAAGUAGUGGCAGUGGACAGAGACUCAGGACAGAAUGCCUGGCUGUCCUACCGCCUGCUCAAAGCCAGUGAGCCAGGGCUCUUCUCCAUUGGCCUUCACACAGGGGAGGUGUGCACGGCAAGGACCCUAUCGGAUAGAGACGCCCUCAAGCAGAGCCUGGUGGUGGCUGUCCAGGACCAUGGCCAGCCCCCUCUCUCAGCCACCGUCACCCUUACUAUCGCUGUAGGGGAUAGCAUCCCGGAUGUACUGACUGACUUAGGCAGCAGCAACACUCCUACAGAGCCCCAGGACUCAGACCUCACACUCUACCUGGUGAUAUCAGUGGCAGUGGUGUCCUGUGUCUUCCUAGGAUUUGUUACUGUGCUGUUGGCCCUCAGGCUUAGGCACUGGCACAUGUCACGCCUGCUUCAGACUUCCACAGGCAGAUUGGCCAACAUGCCCGCCUCUCAUUUUGUGGGCAUGGAUGGGGUACAGGCUUACCUACAGACCUAUUCCCAUGAAAUCUCCCUCACUACAGACUCCAAAAACAGCCACCUGAUCUUCCCCCAGCCCAAUUAUGCCGACAGGCUCAUUAGUGAAGAGAGCUGUGAAAAGAGUGAGCCUCUCCUGAUACCGGAUAAUAUUGACGAAAACAAGGGAGAGCCUGGAGCUGUUCAGGUCAGUUUCCUCUUUCACUAAGAACCAGAGCAUUUUCUUCACUUGUCUUCUCACUCAUUUUUCUGGUAGAGUCAAAAUCAGACAGUUAUAUAGUGGAUCAUCAUUUGCAGUAUUGGAGUUUAACUCAGUUUUGUCCAGUAAUGGAUACUUUUUCAAAUUCUAUUUGGGGCUGAAUAUCUUUUCUCGGUGUGUGGACAUUUUAGAAAAUCUAGCUGAUAACAGUAGACGCACCUUAAAGGAAAUCCAUAAACAUAAUCACUUCCCUUUAAAAUGUUGCUAGCUUAAGGGUAACUAUUCUGUUACUAGAAGAGUUGUAUUAGUUCAAAUUGUUUAUGUGUAUUGUUCCCUUUGGGAUAUUUGUCUACACACCAUUAGUGGGCAAGUUUUG